Copidosoma floridanum is the source of this 391-nucleotide messenger RNA. RefSeq lists its product as uncharacterized. NCBI's taxonomy places the organism in Eukaryota, Metazoa, Arthropoda, Insecta, Hymenoptera, Encyrtidae. The record is from RefSeq and is a predicted model, not a curated record.
CACAAUGCAUCACAUUCUCAGGAUUUUCAUUGCUGUAACGUUACUGGCUCUUGUUUCCUGCAGAUUUCUGUCGAUUUCAAACAAAAUACUUGAACAGUGUAAGAAUGAAGCUAGAUUACCAAAUGGUAAGCUAACUAAUUUUGGAGAUCCCAAAUCUAAGUGCUUUUUCCACUGUCUUUUUAAAAAAAUGGGACUCGUUUUAAAUGGCAAGUUGGUGUAUGAGAAAGCACUAAAAAUAUAUCAAGGAGAUCAUCCAUCUAUGGAUGAAAAUACAAAGGAAAAACUAAAGGGAUGCGUUUUCGAUGCCAAUAAAAAUGCUGACUGCGAUGUGUCUGUAGCUAUGGUAAUGUGCAUGGAAGAAAGAUUGCCUGAAACUAGUUUUCAAGGCUAA